Molecule: messenger RNA, 3912 nt
Organism: Belonocnema kinseyi
Lineage: Eukaryota; Metazoa; Arthropoda; Insecta; Hymenoptera; Cynipidae
Exons: 5
Coding region: 117-1091 (324 amino acids)
Source: RefSeq, a predicted model, not a curated record
ACGUGUCAUCGCAAGCUCAGUUGUCUUCCUGCAAGCUCGACGUGCAACACGGAAAUUUUCGCGGUAGCAGUCACGCUCGAUGUUCCCGCUCUCGAAGGCCUACACAUCCUUCAAGCAUGCCUAAUGAAAACGCAUCAGUUUGUGGAUGCGGGGUGGUGUUGGAUCUUCCAAAAUCUAGAAACGGAAUGACGGCCAUUUCAACUAGAAAUUUAACAAUCCUGAUCCCAAAGCCAUCUAAAGGCUCAAAAGGUGAGGGAAAAUCAUCAAAGAAACAAAAUGAAGAAGGUGGGCGAGGACCAACAUCCAGGGCGUCAGAUACCGGAAGUACUAGCUCUGUGGCCGAACAAACGAGACCCGCAAAGAAUACACACAAACACGAAAAACGAUUGAAUCCAUCUCGAAGGACCAGAAGUGCAGAGAGAGUAGAAUCACAUUAUACCUAUAUUGAUUCGGGCUCGAGCAUAGUCGGAGGAGGUAUACGUGAAAACGCUAUUCCGGAAGCUCUCUAUGCUACCAUUGAGGACCCACCGAAUGCCAGCGGGAACGGAAACGUCGGAAGUCAGCAAAAUGCACAGAAUAGGCCACAGCCAGUAUACGUUCUUCCUUCAAUGACGUCACCUCCACCAACAUACGACGUCGCGAUUGCUAAAACGUGGCAGUCAGGUCUGCCGCCGUCCUACGAGGAAUAUCUUUGUCACAAGUAUGCGAUGAUAUCCCGUUCACAUACACCCCCUCCACCUUGGUCUGAUUCAACGGUGGGAAUCCAGCAGGCACGCAGGGAGCUGUUGGCUAGCCAACCAGAGCUUAGGGAAUACCUGGCGCAACUAACUCUGGCGCAAGGGAACCAGGAUCAGGGCUCUCACCAAUACCAGGUCCUGCGGGAUUCAGCGAGUCUGGCCAACCAACAAGCGCCCAGGAAACAAGCGGCUAGGACUCAAAGAGCAAGAGCUAUGCCUCCCAGAUCUCAGAGCGAAAGUCGAGCCCAGCAACAGCGGAUUUCCACAAUGUACCACGACGCCGCUUUUUGCAUGGAAACCACUGCAAUUCAGUCAGCCUUCGACAAUGGAGUGGCGUUCUGCAGUCUCAUGUAAUCGAGUUUCGAGGUGUUAAGUAAAAAAUGAAAAAAUGAGUUCAAACUCCGAAAUGACUCAUCGGAGAUACUUUUUUCUACUUCGAGAAAAUGUUACUCGAUCUAUACAUACAAGACGGUAUCACAAUCGAUCAACUUCUAGAUAAGACACAUGUGACUCGAUUUUUUACCCUGAAAUUAUAUUCAUCUUCUAGUUUUAAAACUAGAAUCAUAUUUUUUAGUUUUUUAUCCUGACUUUUAUCUAAUAAUAGAGAAUUUUAAGUAACUAGUUUUGUGGUUUUUGUUAAGACUGUUUAAACUUAAUUUAAUUUUUAUCUAUAAUAUUAAUGGCAUAGUGUCUACUUUUAUAAUUAGUGUUAUGAGUAUGUGAAGAUAAUUAAUAUCACUGUUAUUGAUGUAUUUAAAUUUGUUUUUAAAUAUGUAACAAAUCUGAAUGAAUCUGAAAUGAAAUUGAGUAGAAGCACAAAAGAAUUCCUGACUGCUUGGAAAAGAUACAUUUCAUGAAGGAAAUGUAUCUAUUGGAUAAGUUCUUCGAUUAUGCCAUCAAAGAAUUUCCAUUAAAUACAAUAAAAAUGAUACGCACAUUUCCUGCUAAUUGAACUGAAUUUUCAGAUUUUUAAUUCUUGUGUAACUUAUAAAAUGAUUAUUAGUUUUUGAAAAUACAUUCAAUCUUAUAAAAUAAGAGGAUGAAUUAUUAUUUCGGAGGCAAAGAAUCGCUUACAGAGUUAUCAUUUUUGCGCAAUUUUACGCAGAGAAGAGGAAAAUGUAAAGAAAGUAUGGAGAACACGUCAUUAUUAAAGUUGCCAUUGCUAAAAUUGUUUGCGUUACUAAAGUGUUUUAACUUUGAGAGCGAAACACUGAGAAGCAAAAUUUUUUGUUCAAGCAUAAAUUGUAUAAAAUACUGGCAUUUGAAUAACAGUUUUCUGUUACUGGAAAAGAGAAAAAUAUAUCUCAAACAUUGUAAUGAGUGAAAUUAUAAAUAGAGCUGUGGUUGUUGUCUGUUAUAGUUAUCUGUUGAUGCGUUAAAUAUUGCACAUCAAUAAUGACGUGUAAAAAGACUGAAACAAAAAUCACGGAAAAACAAAAUCUUGGCUCUGUGGACAUUUGUUUUUUAAUGGCAUUUCAAAUGUAUGUGGCAAUCGGCAUCACAGGCAUUGAAAAAAUAGAUUAAUGAUACGCACUCUAAAAUUAACUUAAUUAAACAAUUAUAUAAAAGUAUACUCGUACUACUAAUGUAUAAAUGUAUAUUGAUUUCAUUUAACACCAAUAAGAGGAAUGCAGAAAGAAUGAUACAUUGCUAGAAAAAUGUUGAACAAAAGUUGUUGGUUGAAGAAAACAGUUUUCAGUGUGACGUUCUCGGGCCACAAGGGCCAUUCUCCAAUCUUAACCUGUCAUGAAGUGUCAGAACGGUAUUAAAAAAUGAGUUUUCAUCAGCUUCACGAGCAAAGUUUUUCGUGUGACAGUACCCAGAGGACAUUCAACGGAGUCUCGAAUAUCCUAUGCAAAUAUGAUGAAAACAUCUUUCGAAUAUUUUCUGGUUAUCGAAUGUCAGGAGGGCGCACACUCGAUCUAUCUUGCUUCAUUGUCACCCUUAUAGUUCAUGGCGAUUUUAAAUAUGAUUUAACGUGUCGUGUUUCUCAUUAUAACGGUAUCAACUGCUUCAUGACUAGGACGCUGAUUCUGUUUAACAAAUUUGGAAUCAAUUACCUUUGUCUCUAACGUAUUAAAAGAUAUAUGUAUAAUUAUAAUAACAGCAAAGUUAUAUUCACACACUUACAUGUCGACUCCCUAAUUACAAAAUGUUCUACGUCCCGUUUAGGCGAUGUACAGGCCAUGUCGCGUUUGUUCGCUAUACAGCUCUAAGUCAUGUGUAUAAGCUUAGGCCUUCGAGAUGUAUGUAAAGCGACCGAACGCGACGGACAUCCGUACGAGUCAGUACGAGCAGAGAACCACGUCGGGUUUGAUUUGUUUGCAGCUCUACGUCACGUUUUUACCUGCAUAGCUCCAAGUCCUGUGGAUGAGCAUAAGAGUACAGCAUAUAGCUGGGUACAUAGCUGGGUACAGCUAUGCAGCGACUAAACGAGACAUGGUGCACUACAUCGCCUAAACACUGAGUGGAGCAGUAUGGAAUAAAGGCGUCGAUGUGACGUUACGCAGCGCAAGGAAAGGACUCCCUUUGUCAGUACACAAGAACGUCUAUAUAAGAACAGUUUCGGGGGUGAGUCUCACUAUUCUUAAGAUUGAAUCAGUCUGUGGAAACGUAAACAGUGUAUUGUAAACCGUUGGAAAACCAUUGUUGACACUGCCACAUGGCUGUGAAACUGCGUGGACCAGCAGUUCUUAGACGGAGCAAAUCAGUCGAUCCUAUAUAAGCGUUCUUGUGUAUAAAGUUACAUACAGAGGCACAUAGUCGGAUAAAUUACCGAUAAUUUAAGCACAGGUUAAAUUCUCUAGGUUGAAAAAAAGUCUCCAUGGUACUUUUGAAGUUGGAACUUUGAAAACCUGCUUUUAGAGAAAAACACAUUUAAAAUUUACGAAUGUCAGAAGCACACGUCUUAAAUUUGUUCUUUGAAGAUUAAAUUUACCCAUUUUGGAUCACUUUCGGGACAUAAGUUUAAUGUCAUGAGAUAGAGUAUAGAUUGCAGUAUGAUAUUCUACGGAAGCCAUAAAACGGACACGUUUGACCUUUGUGCAUAAUAGAGCGAAUAUUAUACGGAUGUAUCUCUAAAUUAAGGUCACUUUUGAUUGAAAUAAUUUUUUCAAAAGUAUUUUUAAUAAAUGUGUUUUUUUUUAAUUAAAACAAUUUAUUCGUGCUACAAUAG